AUGACAGGAGGAAAAGGGCCUGCAAAGUCAGAAGAACCCUUCCCCCCAGAUAAAAGUUCUGGCUCUCCGAGCUCCAGCCCCGCCAGUGGCAACAUAGCUAAACGCACCAAGAAGGUCGGAAUUGUUGGUAAAUAUAGAACACGUUGUGGUGUAUCCCUCAGAAAAAUGGUGAAGAAAAUUGAAAUUAGCCAGCAUGCCAAGUAUACCUGCUCCUUCUGUGGCAAGACCAAAAUGAAGAAACGGGCUGUGGGUAUCUGGCAUUGUGGAUCCUGUAUGAAAACAGUAGCUGCUGGUGCAUGGACCUACAAUACCACCUCUGCAGUCACAGUCAAAUCUGCCAUCAGAAGACUGAAGGAAUUGAAAGACCAGCAAAAUCUUCUUAUCAAAUAUCUGUAGCCCAUAGU
Messenger RNA from Trichosurus vulpecula (common brushtail), 404 nucleotides. RefSeq names its product 60S ribosomal protein L37a-like. The record is from RefSeq and is a predicted model, not a curated record. Lineage: Eukaryota; Metazoa; Chordata; Mammalia; Diprotodontia; Phalangeridae. Bases 1 to 396 code for a protein of 131 amino acids. Gene Ontology annotation, biological process: translation. Gene Ontology annotation, molecular function: structural constituent of ribosome. Gene Ontology annotation, cellular component: ribosome. The transcript is spliced from 2 exons.